ACUUUCAGCAUCUGCAACAACAACAGCAACAGCAGCAGCAACAGCAGCAACAACAACAGUUACAACACAUGAAGUUUCUGGGCGGCAAUGAUGAUCGCAACGGACGCGGCGGCGUCGGCGUUGGCAGCGACGCAAUCGUCGUAGGCGGCACACGCGGCUCCAAUUCGCAGGACGUGGACGCAGCGAGCGCUGCGGCAGCCGCUGCUGCCGUUGGCUUCGUUUUUCAACAGCGCCCCUCGCCCGGUGGAGGCGCUGGCGUCGGCGUCGGACCCGUUGGCUCCACCUUGCAAGACGCCGCAGCCGCCGAAUAUGCGGCGCACUUUGCCCAAAAGCAGCAACAGACGCGAUGGGCAUGCGGCGACGAGCACGGCAUCGAUAAUCCGGAUAAAUGGAAAUACAAUCCACCCAUGAAUCCGGCGAAUGCCGCGCCCGGCGGCAACAACGGCGGCCCAGGAGCCAUAGGCACCAUUGGCAUGGGUGCAGGCAGCGGGCUGGGCGGCAUGGGCGCCGGCAGCGGCACCAACGGCGGGGGAUUGCAUCAUCCAUCGAUGGCGGCCGCAGCGGCCAAUAUGGCUGCCAUGCAACAGGCGGCCGCCGUGGCCAAGCACAAUCACAUGAUGUCGCAGGCGGCCGCCGCAGUUGCAGCCCAACAGCAACAACAACAACAGCAACAACAGCAGCAACAACAACAAAAUGCGCAGGGACCGCCGCAUCAUCUUAUGGGCGGCGGCAAUGGGCUGGGCAAUGGCAAUGGACUAGGCGGUCUGGGUCAGCCGCAUCCCGGCCAGCAGCUACAACAACAACAACAGCAGCAGCAGCAACAGCAGCAGCAACAACAACAACAGCAGCAGCAGCAGCAACAGCAACAACAACAACAACAGGGCCAACAACCCGGCCAGGCACAUCUCGGUCAGCAUCAAUACAAUUCGAAUCUGCUCAGCCAUGUGAUGAACAACCAGGUGGCCGCUGCCGUUGCCGCUGGCGCCACCAUGGGCCAUAUGCCGCCCUACGCCCAGUCGGCUGCUAGCGGCAGCAUGUACGAUCAUCAUGGCGGUAGCGCACUGCAUCCGGGCAUGAAUGGCGGCAUGCCGAAGCCGCCGCCACCGCCGCUGGGUCCGCCCGGUGGUCCACAGGAUUUCGUCUAUAUGGGCGGGCAGCCGCAUGCCGCUGCCGCUGCUGCCGCCGCUGCGGCCAUGGGCGCAGCUCUGAUGCCGCCGCAGAAUCAGUAUAUGAACAACUCGGCGGCAGCAGCCGUCGCCGCCGCCAAUCGGAAUGCAGCGAUUACCACAUCCACUGCCAAGAAGCUGUGGGAGAAGUCGGAUGGUAAAAGUGGCGCCUCCAGUACACCAGGGGGCCCAUUGAAUCCUCUGCAGAUACCCGGUGUUGGCGAUCACUCGUCCGUUUGGAAGGAUCACACAUGGUCCACACAGGCCGAAAAUAUACUGGCACCGCCCAGGCCACGUGGUUAUCCCCAUGGCGGCGCUUCUGAUAACUCGAACAGCGGCAAUGCGGGCAUAUUGAGCCCCCGCGAUUCAACAUGCGUUAAGAUGGUUGAAUUUGUUCUGGGCGGCUCACCCACCAACAAGGAGAGUCCCUUGUCCAGCUUGGAGCCGCGGAUGCGCAAUUUAAAAUUUGACGAUAAUGAUAAGUCACACGAUGAUAAGGAAAAGGCAAACUCUCCGGUUGAUACAAAUGGCUUAAAGAAGGACGACCAAGUCACAAACACAAAUGGAGUCGUCAAUGGCAUCGACGAUGACAAGGGAUUCAAUCGCACUCCCGGCUCCCGUCAGCCAUCGCCCGCUGAAGAGACACUGCCACGCCCACCCACUUUGCUGGAUCCAACACACCAUGGCGGCUUCCCACAAAUGCCGCACUUCAAUCACAUGCUCAUGGAUCAUGGCCAGGGUCAUGGCAUGGGCAACAAUUCGGUGGGCGGCGGAGGCGGUGGAGCUGCCUAUGCACAUCAACAGAUGGCGGCGCAGAUGAGUCAAUUGCAGCCGCCGAUGAUGAAUGGAGUUGGUGCCGGAAUGCCAAUGGCCGCACAGUCACCCAUGUUGAAUCAUCAGGGCGCACAGGUAGGCGGACCCAAUCAUAUGGAAUCUUCAGGCAAUCUCUUGCAGCAGCAGCAGCAACAGCAGCAAAAUUUUGAUGUUCAGCAACUUUUUCGCUCACAGAAUCCGGGUCUAGCUGCUGCGGCCGCUGCGGCCACAUCGGCAGCAAGUGCAGCGGCCGCAGCCGGCGGAGCACCACCUGGCGCACCCAAUGGCUCAAUGCAGGCCUCGCAGCAACAGCAGCAGCAACAGAUGCAAAUGGCGGCUGCGUCGCAACAGUUUUUGGCCGCCCAACAGGCGCAACAGAAUGCGGCAUAUGCAGCACAGCAGGCGGCCCCGUAUGUCAUCAAUCCCGGACAGGAGGCGACGCCGUAUCUGAGCAUGAUUUCUGCCGCUCAAAUGGCCCCAUAUUAUGGCGUUGCCGCACCGUGGGGCAUGUAUCCGAAUCUGAUACCACAGCAGGGCACACAGCCCCGCCGUCCCCUGACGCCCUCGCAGCAGGGCGCCGAGAAUCAGCCGUAUCAGGUCAUACCGGCCUUCUUCGAUCAGAGCGGCUCGCUUGUGAUGGGACCACGCACCGGCACGCCCAUGCGUCUGGUCAGCCCCGCCCCCGUACUGGCGGUGCCACCGGGCGCAGCACGUGCCGGUCCGCCGCCGCCCCAGGGGCCACAACUGUAUCAACCACAGCCACAGACGGCCCAACAGAAUCUCUACUCACAGCAGAACGGUUCCAGUGUCGGAGGCCUGGCAUUGAACACAAACUCGCUGAGCGGUCGUCGCGACUCGUUCGAUCGCAGCACAUCCGCCUUCAGCCCCUCGGCCAUGGACUACACCACAAGCAGCGUCGCCGCCGCCGCCGCUGCGAAUGCGGUCAACAGUAGCGUGGCCCAGGCCGCUGCAGCAGCUGCUGCGGCCGCAGCACGCGCCAAGUGGCCCGGCGCCAUGUCCAAUGCGAGCGCGUAUGGAGCUCUGGGCGCGGCAGCGGUAAAUGCAUCGGCCAGUCCGUUGGGCGCACCGCUGACACCGCCGCCGACGGCUCAGUCGUGCCUGAUGGGCGGCAAUCGGGCGCCCGGCGCCGAGUCGCGCCAGCGCCAGCAGCUGGCGGUGGGUCUGCCGGCAGCUACGGCGGCAGCGGCCGUUGCGGCCGCGGCCAACAAUAUGUUUGGCUCGAACAGUUCGCUAUUCUCGAAUCACCUGGCCCUGCCGGGCAGCACGCCCGCGGCCGUGGCCGCUGCCGUGGCGAAUUCGCGGCAGGCGGCCGCCGCAGCUGCUGUGGCAGCUGCCGCUGCCGGCGCAGCCGGUGCACCACAGCCGGGCAGAUCGCGACUGCUGGAGGAUUUCAGGAAUCAGCGCUAUCCGAACUUGCAGCUGCGCGAUCUAACCAAUCACAUUGUUGAGUUCUCGCAGGAUCAGCACGGCUCGCGGUUCAUCCAACAGAAACUGGAACGGGCCACAGCCGCCGAGAAGCAGAUGGUCUUCAAUGAGAUACUGGGCGCCGCCUACAGCCUGAUGACGGACGUCUUUGGCAACUAUGUCAUACAGAAGUUCUUUGAGUUCGGUACUCCGGAGCAAAAGAACACGCUGGGCAUGCAGGUCAAGGGUCAUGUGCUGCAGCUGGCGCUCCAGAUGUACGGCUGUCGCGUGAUCCAGAAAGCGCUCGAGAGCAUCUCGCCCGAGCAGCAACAGGAGAUCGUUCACGAGCUGGAUGGACAUGUUUUGAAGUGUGUUAAGGACCAGAAUGGCAACCAUGUCGUACAGAAAUGCAUCGAAUGCGUCGACCCCGUUGCCCUGCAGUUUGUCAUCAAUGCGUUCAAGGGUCAGGUCUAUUCACUGAGCACACAUCCCUAUGGCUGCCGGGUCAUUCAACGCAUCCUCGAGCACUGCACCGCCGAGCAGACCCAGCCCAUUUUGGAUGAACUGCACGAGCAUACCGAGAACUUAAUCCAAGACCAAUAUGGCAACUACGUCAUACAACAUGUUCUAGAGCACGGCAAACAGGAGGACAAAUCGAUACUGAUUAACAGUGUGCGCGGCAAGGUGCUCGUGUUAUCGCAGCACAAGUUCGCCUCGAAUGUGGUGGAGAAGUGUGUGACACAUGCAACGCGCGGAGAGCGCACUGGCCUCAUCGAUGAGGUGUGCACGUUCAAUGACAAUGCCUUGCACGUCAUGAUGAAGGACCAGUAUGCCAACUAUGUGGUGCAGAAGAUGAUUGACGUCUCGGAGCCGACGCAGCUGAAGAAGCUGAUGACCAAGAUACGACCCCACAUGGCCGCAUUGCGCAAAUACACCUAUGGCAAGCACAUCAACGCCAAGCUGGAGAAAUACUACAUGAAGAUAACCAAUCCCAUAGCAGCUGCCACGGCCAGCGCUGCCAGCACAGCAGCCACAAGCACAGCAAGCAGCGGCGCUGCAGCCGGAACCGGAGCAAGUGGCACGCCCUCCUCCUCCACGUCGAUGGUGGCCACCGCCGGCGCAGCAGUUGUCACAACCAGCACCACGAACAGCGUUGGAUCACCCAGCAUUUGUGCCGUGCAGGAGAAUGGCGGCAUCUCGAUGGCCGAGCCCACAUCGCCAGCCAGCUCUGAGUCGUCCGGCACAGUGGUGGUCGGCGGGCUCGGACCCAUCGGGCCACCCACAACAGCCAAUGGAGUGUUGUAAAGCGGCGAAUUGCGAGGCGCGUUAUCGAAUUUUAGUUUUUAGUAAUUGGAUGAAGGAGAAGGAAUGCGAGGAGAGCAUUAAAAGCAAAGCGAAUGCUUACUAUAAAUACUAUAAAAAAAUAUAUAUACAUAAUAAUAUUAAAUACUAAUAAUAAUACAAAUAAAUCUAAUGUAAUUUAUUUAUAACAAGAUCUAAACUGCAGACACAGAAGAAAACAAAAAUGAUUUAAAUUCAGCCCUAGAACCGGGUCUCGGAGAUCGACUCCAACUUGUGGAGCAAUCGAUAAAUUGUAUAUUCAAUUGUAACAAAAACAGAAUAUGAUCGUUAAACGCUUUUGUAAAGUGCGUAAUACUAACACACACUGACACACACACAAGCAUACACUGAGAGAAACACAAACUCGAUAAGAGCAACAAGUGCGCGAAUAAUUCUGCGCAAUCCACUUUUUUUAUUUGUAAAUGGUGCGUCACAAAAAAUGUGUGAAAAGAAAAGCUAUCGAAAGAAAAAUUCGAGCAAAGAAAAUGGAAAAACAAAAGUAAAUCAUGUCUGCAUACAUAUUUGAUGUAACAACCUUUCAAGAAAAAAAAAAAAUAAGAGAAAAACAAAAUAAUUUGUAAAUGUUUAAGCAAGUCGACUGUAAAUUUGAUUAUUUAAACAAAAGCGCGUGACGUUCCGUUGCGAAACAUAACAGAUUGAAGGAGAAGAUGAUGAAAGUAAGCAUAGAAUUUAACUGCAACCAUUUCAAGCAUAUACAUAUAAAUAUAUAUAUAUAUAAAUAUUAUAAAAUAUAUACAAUACAACAUAAUGAACAACUUAAAUGUAGCAUGUAGGCUAAAGAGCAAACAAAUUCAAUAUGUGUAAAGAACUUCGUUAUAUAAAAGCCAGCAGCACACACACACACACCAACACAUUCACGCACACCCACACACACACAAUUAUGAACUCUUUAGCGUUGCGUUUUGCAACAAUUUCACGUCGCUUUUGCGCUAUGUAAAAUUUUGUACAAAAAAAAAAAAAACAACCAACAAAAAAAAACUAAAAACGAAAACUAAAACCAUGUAAAACAAUGUAAUAAUUAUUAAAUUAAUUUUUUUGUCAAUUUGUUCACUUGUAAAAUUCAAAACUGUUUUGUAAAAUUCUCAUUAAUUUUAAUCAAACAUUUGUUUGUAAAUUGCUUGUAAACAAAAACAAAAUAUUGUUAAAGAAAACACACACACACAUACCCAAAUUCAAAGAAGACACACACUCACAUACAUAUACAUAUAUAUAUAUAUAUACAUAUAAAGAAAACGCAUGCAUUGUAGCAAUUAAAGCAUGCUCUAUACAUAUGUCUAUAUACAUACUAUAUAUAUAUAUAUACAUUCAUAUUUGUAUUUUGUAAAUUAUUUCGUUUUAAGCGCCCCCCCACACACACAUACACACUCACACACAACACAUAUACACGCAUUGUAUUUAUAUAUAUAGAAUUGUAGAAACGCGCUUCUUCGGGCCGUCGAAACGAACUCUUUUUUCUGUUUAGCAACUAAGAUUUAACUGAUUACUGAUUUAUGAUUUCUCUUUUAAGUUUCUUUUAGUUAUAAACGAUUUUUCAAAGAUAUAUAGAUAUAUUUUUUUAACAAGCAACUCACUCUCAACCAGAACCUACAAAUGUAUAACAAAUUAAUUAAUACCAUAAAUGCAAAUAUAUUCGAAAUCCACUUUUAAGUCA
Molecule: messenger RNA, 6417 nt
Organism: Drosophila virilis
Lineage: Eukaryota; Metazoa; Arthropoda; Insecta; Diptera; Drosophilidae
Gene: pum
Product: pumilio
Biological process (GO): post-transcriptional regulation of gene expression
Cellular component (GO): nucleus; cytoplasm
Molecular function (GO): mRNA 3'-UTR binding
Source: RefSeq, a predicted model, not a curated record